Molecule: messenger RNA, 1542 nt
Organism: Cinclus cinclus
Lineage: Eukaryota; Metazoa; Chordata; Aves; Passeriformes; Cinclidae
Gene: TTC8
Product: tetratricopeptide repeat domain 8
Exons: 15
Coding region: 1-1542 (513 amino acids)
Biological process (GO): non-motile cilium assembly
Cellular component (GO): ciliary basal body; BBSome; non-motile cilium
Molecular function (GO): protein binding
Source: RefSeq, a predicted model, not a curated record
AUGGGGCUGGAGCCGCUGUUCCAGGCCUGGAGCUACUUCAGGCGGAGGAAGUUCCGGGAGUGCGCGGAUGUCUGCUCGCAACUGCUGGAGAGGCCGCCCGGCGAGCAGGAGCUUGAUUCUGAAUACACUGUGUUUCAGGCUGCCUGGAGCCUGAAAACACGAGCUUUGACAGAAAUGGUGUAUGUGGAUGAAAUUGAUAUGGAUCAAGAAGGAAUUGCAGAGAUGAUCCUGGAUGAAAAUGCUGUUGCUCAAGUUGCACGACCAGGAACAUCUUUGAAACUUCCUGGAACUAGCCAAGGUGGAGGCCCCAGCCCAGCUGUUAGGCCAGUAACUCAAUCAGGAAGACCUAUUACAGGAUUUGUGAGACCCAGCACACAAGGUGGACGGCCAAGCACCAUGGAGCAGGCGAUAAGAACACCUCGAACAGUUCUCACAGCUCGUCCAAUCACUAGUGCUUCUGGGGGAUAUGUCAGGCCGGGCACGGCUUCAAUGCUAACAAAUCCAGAUGGCCCUUUCAUAAAUCUGUCUCGACUGAAUUUAACAAAAUAUGCUCAGAAACCCAAACUGGCAAAGGCAUUGUUUGAAUAUAUCUUCCACCAUGAAAAUGACAUAAAAAAUGCUCUAGAUUUGGCAGCCCUUGCCACUGAGCACGCACAGUUCAAAGACUGGUGGUGGAAAGUCCAAAUUGGAAAGUGCUACUAUAGGUUGGGAUUAUAUCGUGAAGCCGAAAAACAAUUUAAGUCAGCCCUCAAGCAGCAGGACAUGGUUGAUACGAUCUUGUAUUUGGCAAAAGUGUAUUUGCGCUUGGAUCAGCCUGUAACAGCUUUGAACCUUUUCAAGCAAGGGUUAGAGCGAUUUCCUGGAGAAGUGACUCUUAUUUGUGGAAUUGCCAGAAUCUACGAGGAAAUGAACAAUAUCUCCUCGGCUGCAGAGUACUAUAAAGACGUCUUAAAACAAGACAAUACUCAUGUGGAAGCCAUUGCAUGUAUUGGCAGUAACCAUUUUUACUCAGACCAACCUGAGAUAGCACUGCGGUUUUACAGACGGCUCCUGCAGAUGGGUGUUUAUAACUGCCAGCUCUUUAACAAUCUGGGCCUCUGUUGCUUCUAUGCCCAGCAAUAUGAUAUGACACUAUCUUCAUUUGAACGGGCACUGUUUUUGGCUGAAAAUGAGGAGGAGACAGCAGAUGUGUGGUACAACUUGGGACAUGUGGCUGUGGGCAUAGGAGACCUGAAUCUGGCUUACCAGUGUUUCAAGCUGACAUUAGUCAACAAUAAUGACUAUGCAGAGGCUUACAACAACUUGGCUGUGCUGGAAAUGCGAAAAGGUCACACUGAACAGGCAAAAGCUUUGCUGCAGACUGCUUCAUCUUUAGCACCUCACAUGUAUGAGCCCCAUUUCAAUAUUGCCAUACUCUCAGAGAAGGUUGGAGAUCUUCAGAGAAGUUACACAGCAGCUCAAAAGUCUGAAGAAGCGUUUCCAGGCCAUGUUGAUACACAGCAGCUCCUCAAACAGUUAAAAGAGCAUUUUGCUAUGCUCUGA